AUGGCGACGCCCAUCAACUCUGGCGGCUGGUCUCGGCGCUUCGUGUGGGCCUCAAAGGCCUCCGAGCUCGCCGACGUCGGCGACGACGGCAGCAUCAAGAUCAAAGCCGACGCGAACGUCAUGCUUACCCUUCAGGCGCACCUGCAGGUCGGGUACAACAGGACGUUGGCGCGAACGUCCCUCUCGUCGCCAUCAAGCUCAACGACGCCGUCGUGGGGGGGGACUUUUCUGGCCUCGGAUGCCCAGGGCCAGCAAGACUCGCAAUCCUGCGUCGUGCAGAAGCUCAUCGCGCUUUCGGAAGGCGACGUGAUCACGGCGGAAUUUCGGACGGCCACGUCGGCCCCCCAUCACCAUCACCACGGGAAUUACAUGCACAGCCAGGCAGAGCAGACAGAGUUGAGCCAGGCGUUCAAGACCUCGCUCAUGCUGAUUUGCUGCUGA
Emiliania huxleyi CCMP1516 is the source of this 441-nucleotide messenger RNA. RefSeq lists its product as hypothetical. The coding region runs from base 1 to 441 and encodes 146 amino acids. NCBI's taxonomy places the organism in Eukaryota, Haptophyta, Isochrysidales, Noelaerhabdaceae. The transcript has a single exon. The record is from RefSeq and is a predicted model, not a curated record.